AUGGGGACGAAGAUUGCUAAAGCCAAGAUUCUGCACACGGGGCGCCAAAGACGCCGACGCUUCGAAGAUCUGUACUGGUGCAACGUGCACCUUCAUGCCGUCAUCCGAACUGAGCGUUUGCGCCGGCAGCAAGACCAGAGCAAGGAAACCGUCUUUGCAGAGUAUGUAUCGAUGGCCAAGAACGAAAGAAAGGCCGAUUUCCUUGUUCCUGUCUCUGAGAAUCUCUACUGUGUUAUAAAACGUAUGCAGAUGGGCGCGCUGUUGGCGUUGAACAGCGCCAAACAAGUCUUCAAUCAAGUCUGCUUGGUGGACUCCCUACGAGCACAUGGCGUCAAGGUGCCCUACACUGCGGAUGGCCCUUUCUGGGCUCUCGCGGAUGGCAAUCGGAAAAAGCUUCGAAGAGUGCAAGAUCACGAAGUCAUGCUGCCUGGCAAGUACGUCCUCUACUCCAAGAGCCAUUUUGUUGCUUUGGAAAUUUGGGAGGAUUGGACGUACAUCAUCCGCCCUACCUGCCGCACGCACAUCGGCAACGUCCAGAUGUGGCACUCGGAAGCUGUGACCAGCUACGAAGCCAUUUUUGUGCUAACUGGCAGCAGCGUGGAGGGUAGGGGCGGCAGAUGGCAUGAAGGCAUGGACGCGAAAGGAGGAAGCGUCAGCAUUGCACAUGCUUGCACAGGGGAGGAGGUGAUGAGUCUGGAUGUCGCAGAGGAAUCCACGACGAUUUUGUGGAUCAAGCAGCAGGCCGGGAUUCAUUUCCGACAUCCCCCAUUUGGCUUGGAGUUGUUGGUGGAUGGUUGCUGCCUGCCAAACCAUGUGACAUGGUUUUCUGUCGGCGGUCCUGCUACAAUGCUUCUUGUCCUCAAGCCAAAAACGAACGAAUGGACAGAGGACAUCUUCGCUGCAGUUGAGAUGCGGGACGUCGGCGCUGUGAUGUGGUACCUUACACAAGGGCAAGACCCCAACUGCACAUUGCAAGAUUCUAUUCUGUGUAGUGCUAUCGAGACGGGCAGCCUAGCACUGGUGCAAACGCUGUUGGAAGGUCAAGCCUGCCCCAAUUUUGCUCCUCCUCACCGCAACAGCCCUUUGCAAACAGCGGUUUCUCAUAACCAAGACCAUGUUCUGUCAGCCCUGCUAGAUUGCGGGGCAGAUCCCAAUUUAGUCAAUGCUAAUGGCGACUCGCCUUUACACCUGGCUGUGAUGUACGCGGACAUUCCAAUGUCUUGUUCUUUAUUGUGGGCCGGCGCCGAUCCCCUGCUGCGCAACUCUGAUAGCCAGAGUGCCUUUUUCUACGCAGAGCGAGGGCUACUUGUCCUGAUGUGCAUUUGCCAUUGUGAUGAUCGUGUGAUGCCAGUCGACUUGAUUGCACGGCAUUUGCCCAGCAUCGUGCAAUACUGUUGCUGCAGGAGCUUGUGGCCGGUCUCCAAAUUUUUCGGGCAGCAGCAAAAAUAUUGGGACGCGCUAGGCGGAGGAAGUGAGGUGGUGUGGGACCUGCGGCAGAGAUUGCGGGGUGACACUCUUGGUGGCGGUGAAAGGGUGUUUGAGCCUGUGUUAGUUGUCAUGGCGUGUACAGGCAAUGAGAUUUGCACGCUGCCCGUCUCAGAGGAGUGUACGGUCAUGUCCUUAAAGCAACGUAUAGCACUUCAUCUGAAACAUCUCCCUUUCGCUGUCAAAAUCCUCUUGGAAGGCCAGCUGGUUGCUGCAGUUGGAGAUACUUGGGCAACACUUGGGUCACCUCGGGUAUUACAUAUAGUUCUUGCAUCCAGGACCAUUGCGCACGCAAAUUGUUUAGUCAAAGCCAUCCACGACCAGGAACAUGACGCGGUGAUCCGAAUUCUUGCAGAUGGUCAAGAACCAGAUUACCCUUGUGUUCGGCGAUGGCGCGCAGAGCUGCCGCUCCACACCGCAGCAUCCCGCGGUUUCUUCUACUCGGUGCAUUUGCUUCUGACCGGCUUUGCCGAUCCCAACAUUGCCGGCAAUGACGGCCGCACAGCCAUGCACUUGGCAGCCUUAGCCAAUUCUCCAAUGACAGUGCUUGUCUUGGCAGAGCAUGGGGCCAACGUGCACGCGCCAGAUGUGCAGGGCGCAACUGCUCUCCACUUUGCAGCUGUGCAAGAUAGCGUGCCUCUUGUCAAGCAGCUUCUGCAAGCAGGCGCGGAUCCUUUGAUUGCUGACUCAUUCCAUGAUCCGCCACUUUCCUGGUGGUGCGGGACUGAUGUCAAAGCCAUGCUUAUGAACAGCUGUUGGCCGAGAUUGUCCUUUCCCGAACUUCUGCGCUUGAAUGUGCGGAUCUUACAGCGAUACAUGGAUUGUGGCCAGCUGCCACGGGUUUGCAGGACCUUGCGGGAUUGCCAGGGUGGGAGCGCUACAGGCAAGCGCAAGAUGUGCAACAAUGAACAGGGAGAAUCCUCCAACGCGGAAAAAGGCAGAGCAGGACACAAUCGGAAAGUAGCACUUCAUUUGAAGAUGUCACGGUUGGAAGGCAAAUUCCAGGCUCCAACGACUUCAGGCGUCCCUGAAGGGUUCAAGUGCUUGCAAGAUUUUGGGUUGCAAGCUCUCCUUCCAAUCAUGCUGCAAGGUGGUUAUCUCCAAAGGAGUAUUAUGCCGGUAAAGCCAACCACUUGGCCUUCCAAGUCGCCUGAAGUUGUGGAUCACUUGAAGCUGCUGCAUCCACAUCCCCGCGACAAGCUCUUGUCUUUCGAAGCAAGUAGCCACACAUAUUUCUGGGAUGGCCGCAAGGUCAGCAUCUCUACAACAGGUCUCAUUCACAGGUUUUCUCAUGGCUUCGAUCCAACGCGAGCCUUGGCGCAAAUGCAAGCAGGAAGCCAGUGGCCAAGGCCGAAAUACUUGAGAUCAAGCAUUCCAACGUCUUCCUUGUUGAGGUUGGAGAGGCUGGGCUAUACCAAUGAAUUGUUGUCAAUGCUAUCUUCAUCACCUCGCUCAGAUGAGGCAAUUUGCAACUUUGUCCGGCAAUGUGUUGCGCAGCACCCGGAAGACAGAGAAGUGCUUCUCAGUCUUGCAAAAAGCGAUUCGGAGAUUCGGCAGCAAUGGGCAAAUGCUGGAGCAGAAGGCGCCUCCCAGGGAACUUGGAUGCAUACUACCUUCGAAUGUCUUUUGAACGGGGGCUUUGUGACCAGCUGUGACCAAGAGCUAACGCUUUGCUUAUCUUUCUUGCGUGCUGUCUCAAACCUGGGCGCGACCAUUUUUCGCACAGAGUGGAUGAUCUACGCAGAAGCAGAGGAUCUAGCUGGGUCAAUAGACUUAGUGUUGAAGCUGCUCGGCAGCAGCAAGCUUAUUCUUGUGGAUUGGAAACGAACGCAAGAUAUUCGGUCAAAAGGCAUCAGUUACGGCAAGAAUAUGUUGGGCUGCCUCAAGGAGAUUCCAGAUUGUACCCUCUGGCAUUACAGGCUGCAGCUCAAUGUCUACAGGCACAUUCUGGAAAAAUAUUACGGGGAAGAAGUUUCUAUGAUGUUCAUCGUGGGCUGCCAUCCAGACAACGGCCAGUCUCCCUUUGUUGAAUCCGUCCCAAUGAUGUCAGAAGAGGUGAUGGCUUUGAUGCAGACACUGGAAUGGCAUGAUCGGACAGCCUUGCAUCAGGAUUGCCAGGGAGGAGGAUGUUCCCAAGAUUUCGCUGCUGCAUGGCUCGGACAUCUUUUUCUUUGCUGGCCACUGGACUCGGACGAGGAUGGAGUGCGGUUGCUGCGUGACUUUCAGAAAGCAGUGGGACCUGUGUGGCCUGCCUUGUCCGCCCAUCCUCACUUGUUCUGGAUAUUGCCAAACCCUCUUUCCAAGAGACUUGACCAUGCGUCAUUCUUGCUUCGCGUAACUGCUUCCAGCUUUUUCAUGCAGCUCUUGCAAGAAAAGCAAUUCAAGUUUCUUGAGCUCGCGCUCUAUGUCUUCUUCUGGCCAGAAAUAAAAUCUCGUUUCUUCAUUGUUGAUAUGAUCUUUGUGUCGGGCUGCUUUGAGCAAGUAGAGGACUGUGCCAGGCACAUGGCUGAAACAAUUCACUUCUUGCAUGGCUGUUGGCUUGUUUCUUGUUCAGCCGAUGCUUGGCGACAACAAGUCACACAACGCUGGCGUUCAUUAGAAGUACUUCAAUCCUUGAGCAAAGCAUUGGUUUUUCAGAGCGAUGUGCGCCGCGUGCUUUUCCCACCGGCUAAGACUUGCUCUUGCAGUGCUGGGUUGAUCCUGCAGCAGAAUUUCUCUUUCGACAUGGACGCUCUGUGGGCCAGCGGGUACUCAAACGAGGUGAAAGCUGUUUUUGUCGAAUGUUCAACUGUCUUGGCUUCCCACAAUCAAUUGUGCAAUCUGCUGCUCGCUUCAUCGUAUUAUUGUUUGGGUCACAAUGCUUGGCGAUUGAGGCUCUAUUCAGCUAAAUUUUUCUUGCUUUUACUGCAAGACCAAGAAUUUGACUUUUUAGAGUUGGCUCUGUACAUUUUCCAUUGGCCUGAGAUCGACCAACAGCCAUACUUAGCUGACUGCCUCUUUGCAGCCACGACUUCUGAACUGCGGUGCCGUCGAUGCAGGCACCUGGCCAAUGUCAUUCACAUUCUUCAUUGCGCAUCAUGUCUGGACACGUCGUCAUGGGAAGAGCCAGAGCUGUCGCGCCGCGAACAAAGCUUCAGCCUUGUGAAGUCUUUGUUCCAAUCAGAAACGUUGCGGGCCAGCCUGCUUCGCCCGCCAGACAAAUCAUGUUUGCAAAAGGUUGACGCCAACGAGGGCUUGGAUGUUUGCGGCGGAGCAUCGCAAGAGGGGAUGUCGUUUGACGAUCGGGUUGCAGCAGAGCAGAGCGAGAUGGACCCAGAAGCUGCAGAAUUUCUGAGGAGGAUGGACGCAGAAGUUGCAGCAGAGAUGAGGGAGAUGGAGGCAGAACGUGAAGCUCGAAGAGCGGAAGGUUCCACAAUCGAGCCGCCUGCUACCUACCAGGAGGAGGCAGCACCGCCCCCUAUUGAAGCAACCCCUGCAAAAGAAGAGCAUGCAGACGAUGAGGAAGACCCAGUGCUUGGGGAGGAGACCUCAGAGUCUACCUGGAACAUCUUGAAGAAGCGCCGCCUCCUUCCAGGAGCUCUUACUUCUCAUGAGGACUUCGCAAACUUGUUCCAAUCCUUGGCGGAUGCGAAUGAGGAUUUCCAGAUCCAACCUGGCGAACCGAUCGACAAUCCUGACACUAUCUUGUAUGUGGUUCAGAAACGCCAACAAGACAUUGAGAGACAAUACCCACGAUUUUCCAAACAUAUUGUUCGUAUGGCGACAGCGGCCCAAGCGAUCUUCUGCAUGAGGGUUGCUGACAUGUCGCUGCGUGAGCAUGCCUUGAUGCUUUGGAUCAUUGAGGGAUUAGAUUUUCUCAGGUUUCACGAUGGAGAUUGCUAUAUGUUGCACCCUUGCGGUGCCUUUCAAAGGUAUAAGGGCGUUCCACCUGAUACCAGCAGAAUCAGUGACUUCUUGCUGCAGCUCGAAGGAUUGUUCCGGCGCUUGCCUGAAGAUGUACCUCGUGACCCACAGCAACUUCUACAAGCAAUCGACCAUGAGUGGCGGGGCGCUGGUGAAAAUGAUGAGUCGCUUAGCCGGAAGUGCAUCAAGGCUGCAGUGAGCAAUGUCGGUGAAAGCCUCUUGAAGCAGCGUGGUGGGGAGGAUGCUCCCGAUCUUGAUGCUGACGUCCACAACUGGCGUUUCCACGCAGCACGCACGGUGUUGCAACUGAAGGUGCGUCUCGCCCGGGAAUUGACAGAAGAGAAGUUGUUGCACUACAUGGUGGAAUGGUGUGAAACUUCUAAACAGGCAGCGCCAGCGUGUUGCUUCGAAGAUUGCUGCAUACAGUAUUGCGAAAAUGGCGUGGCCCGUCAGGUACCUCGGUCUGAUAUUAAAGACGUCUACGUUCGAAUUCCACAUUGUCUGAAAGGGUCUGUGCCCCUGGAUGUGCUGGAAAGGGUUCGCAAAUUCUACCGGCAGACCUUCUGGUGCAACAUUGCGGCCUUCAAAUGUUGCCAAGCUGCCCAAGCCCUUGCCAAGAGAGGACACAAUGUCGUCCGUAUUUUCAUCGGGCUCUCUGCAGGAGGUGUGGGGCAAUCUCUUUAUUCAGCUCAUCUUCAGGCAAUGUACGGAGCCAACUUUGCGUAUUUCGAUCCCAACAUCUGGUGGAAUGAGGACGAAAUGCGCAAGCAGGUUGAGCAGCUCAACGGGUGCUUUGUCCUCACAGGACAAGAGGCGCCUGGAACCAACAAGCGGCUCCGCGAAGACCUCUACAAGAAGUUCAUGAGCGCGGAAGGCAUUUCGGGUCGCAAGCCAUACGGCUUGCGCACCCGAAUGAUCGAAUGUAGAGGCUGGAAAAGGCUUGAAGCUAACCGAAUGUUUGACUUCCAACAGGUUAGCAAGAAAGACUUCAACGCUAUUUUUCGGAGAUCGUUAGUCUUUCGCAUUCUGGCCCGCUUUGAAGAUCCUCGAGCUGUGGAAGGAGCUUAUGCGGACAUGUGGCGGGACGGCGUCUUCCCAAAAGAUCCAGACCUCAAGCAGUUUCUCAUAUCAGGUCCUGCUAUUCUAGCCGCGUUGCAGAUCCAAAACGCGUUUGAAAGGCAGAAUAGCAAAGAAGACUGCGAGCAUCUCAUUGAAGAUUACGCCUAUUGGGGCGGAGACAGGGGAUUGACGGAGCAAACCAUGCGUGAAGCAUGUGGAAUGCCCCCGCGCGAUGUCCGAAAUGUCAUCACCCAGGCAGCUGCCGUAAUUGUGGUCGAUAAUGAGGAGCCUCAGGAAGCGGAGGAGGGGGAUGUGGUCUGGCGCAAGAUAUCUGAAUCUUUGAUGCAACAUCUCCUCGUCAUGAAGAGGCUUGACCUGACAGCUAGGAUGUUGGCGACAUUGAAAUUAAAAGAUGCCCCGAACAUGAACAAGGAGGAGCUCAUCAAAGACAUGCAGACCAACAAGCGGUUGAUACAGUCGCACUCGAAGGGCAAGAGUGACACAGUCUUUGCCCUUGGUCUCAAAGCUGAGGUGAGCCUCGAAAGUGUCAUUGACCACACGAACAGACAGGGCUGUCCUGACUUGCCUGAGACACUUGCAGCAUCAGCCUUGCAACAAUAUUUUGAAAGACAAGGUCGAGCUGACAAUGCUCAGCUUCUUGCCUCAGUAUACAAGAAGAUGGCUGCAAAACUGGGCGGAAAUGGGCGGCCCAGAGCAGAUGUGAAAGCAAGGAAAGAGAAGUAUGCGGAACAUUCACAAAAAAUGUUCAAUCAUGAGGACAACUGCUUGUCACUUCUAAAGCAACUCACUGGUCCGCAUAUGGUUUCGUCACAGGACACCCCUGCAAGGAAGAGGCUUCGAACCAAAGGUCCGGAGGUGAAGCAGGAGGAGCGCGCGGUGAAGGAUGAAAUGCCUGAAGGAUCAGGAGUCAAAUUCGACACCAUUGAAUGCUCAUAUGAGUAUCCAUCCACCACACUACUGCGCACACGGAAGACUGUGCAAGGGCUUGGCUCGCAGAAGUUUACCCGGAGAGCCCAGCUGCAUUUGCUGUCGCACACCCAUGACCUGGACAUUCAAAACUCAGUCUUCACUGUGCUCACUCAGCUCCUCGACAAACUGAAGCCUGCACCAGCCUUGCCUCGGGAUCUACGCGCAACUUUGGACCGGUGCGUUUCUAGCAGGGAUGAAAUCUGUCGGAAUGACUUGAAGAUGAGCCGGGAGGAAGGAAAACAAGUGUUGACAGCAGUCUUGUAUGGUGGUGCUAUUCCUCAGCAUUUGGCAAGUAAUGACUUUCUGAUUCGUCUCAGUAAAGUCUCGCUCUAUGCUCGAUGGCUCGCCAUGUCUUUGCUUCAGGAUGAGUUCAACAGAUUCCGUUCCCCAGAAGUGGGUAAGAAGAAUCCUGAUAGGUCCAUUCUCGCACAUCUCUAUUUGGCGGCUGAAGAUUACAUAUUGACGACCUGGGUGGAGUAUCUACAAAGCUUGAAGCCUACCCAUCUUUCGUUGCACCUUGACGGUGUGCGCAUCUCUUUGACUGAGGAAACUUCCAUAGCAGAGCUGUGUGACGCUUGCCAGGAGCACAUCCAGAGGAAGAUAGGCUUCCAGGUCAAAAUCCGAGAGAAGCAGCAACGCACGGUUCUACAAAAUAUCAAACAGGUUUCGGAGCAAGAGCCUAGCAUGGCAACCGGAGAUGAGCUUUUGGAUCAGGAUGGAAACUGCAUCCCAGCAGCGAUUGCAAGCAUGCUGGGGAAGCGGCCGCAAACCCAAGAAGCUUUAGCGCGUGAUGCUGAAACAUGUGUUCUGCGCUCAUACAAGCAAUGCGAGACAUUGUGCAAUGUGAAGCUUGUUCCUUACUUACAAUUCCAAGACGUCACAGCUGGCAAGUUUCUGCUACAUGCGGAAGGCAAUGGAAAGCCACACUGUGUAGGCCUUUGCAUCGGGCCAGAUGAUGCAUGCCUGGUAUACGAUGGUGAUGGCAUCUACAAACUUUCUCGGGCGGCUGUUGCUCAGGCAGUAGCGUCAGGUGUGGAUGCAUCUGCGUGUGUCUACUUUCGGGUGUUGGAGGCCUCGGAGGAUCCUAAGGAGUUUGCAUGGGGAGAUUUGGACGAUGAAGAUGCUUCUGCUUUGCUGACCUUGGAAGCUGGAAGCCGGAAAAAACCUGCCGCUGUGCAAGAAAAACAAGGAAGUGUCAAGAGGCCUGCAGUCAAGUCCAAACCAAAGCUGCUCAACGCUGGCAAGCCCGUUCUACACAAACCUUCAAGCAAACUAAGCAUUGGCUCGCAAGCACAUGCUCAGUUGCCGGAUCUUGGCACAGAAUCGCGUGAAGCCCCUGUUUCCAUCCACGGAUCAGGGUCAGAGCCUGAAUUCAUUGACGUUGCUGGAAGCGAAAGUGAUUCUGAAGCUGUCUCAUCUGCUGAAUGGCUGCUUCAAGACGACGGUGUUGUUAUUGUUGACGCAAGGUUGUUGGAAAGCCUGGCUCGAGAAGUGGCAGUUGUUGCUACUGGCGGUCAUUACAAGAAGGCUGAGCAAGGCUUUGCUUGCCCUUGCUGCCCCUGGCGCUGUUUUCAAAGCCCUGGUCGUGUCACGGAUCAUCUCAACAAAUAUCACUCGGAGCGCAACCAAUAUUGUUGCUCUGGCACAAAGCAAAUCAAGUGCGUACUAUCUUUGCACGACUCUGACAUGAUCAAAGGCCAACAAGAAGGAACCUAUUUGCAACGCAGCGCGAAACUGCUGAGAGAACAGGUGGUGCCCCCUCUUCCACACUCCAUCAAUUGCAUCGACAAGAAGAUACGGCUACUACUUGACGCACAAGGACCGCGCUUUAUUCGGCAAGAUGUCCUUGGCCACAGCAUCUGCGUCCGCCGAGUUGGAAACUUGUUUUACACGCAUGACUUUGCAGAAGUGCUCUUCCAGGAGAUGAUCCUGCACAACGCAAAGGCCGCCUUGGCCAAAAGUAUCUGGCCGCGGCUGAUGCUGAACGCCGUGCGUGCUGGCUCAGAGCUUGUAAACCUACUGCCGUCGAACACGGCGCGAUGGUGGCCCCUGGUUGAAGAUGUGUUCUCUUCUCCAAAUUGCCUUGCUCUCAGGGAUGACCUCCUUCAGUCCUGUUUGCAUCACAAUGAGUUUCGAUCUCUUUCUGUUGAUGGCACCUUCCGCGUUUGUUUGCCUAUUUUGGGGCAGAGGCCUUUCAACUUAAGCAAGUCUGAGCGUGCAGAGGCAGCCAUACCAGAAGAAGAAAGUUUCAGGAGAGUCAUCACAGUGCGCGGCAAGACAGGAGCCGUUGUCACCAUGUUUCCAUCUUACGGCGAAGGAGCAAUUGAUAUCCGGAAAGGCUUAAUAGAGAGCCUCCCAGGGGAUGCUCUGAAGCAGGUCGAGUUUCUUGCCACGGAUGCGCCCAGCAAGCGCUUGUAUGAAGUGUUGAAGGAAGCGCUGCCAAACCUGCAUGCGCUUGCCCUUGAUCCCGUACAUUUGGCUAUGCAUUAUGAAUCCGCGUCGUCCAGGCACAAGACAGUUGGCUCAGCCGCUUUGAGGCGUGGCCUCGCUAAAUUCAGCUGUUGCCCAGGCAGUAGCAUGAAAGACAACUUGGGUGACUUUUCCACUGGUGAGCUGAUGGUGCGUUUAUCUACGCGCGAAAUGACUUUGAGGAGCCAAAUCCUGGAUGGAAGCAUGGGAAAGUUCAAGGCCCAGAGGCUCUUGACCAAUUCUGAUCCUUCUUCCUCCUGGGUCUGUCGGGCAGAUUUUAUCGAAUUCUUGGCUGCUCUCAGUGCUGUCUACCGGUCUGAGACAGCGAAGAAAACCGAUUACGGCAAAACACUUGCGCACCUCUUGCACCAGGCAACUGACGGAGAGCGUCUUGAAUGGCUUUUCAAUAACAUUCGGAUCAGGGCAAGAUUUUCUGUUGCCGAAAAAAUCCUUUUGCCCGUGGGAACAACCAGCAAUGAAAGCUUGCAUGCUGAAAUCAAUGGGUGGUUCCGGCAGACGCAAAGCAUUCACCAAAGUACCCUGAAAUUGAAGCUGGGUAUUUUGACUCUAUCCAAACUCUUAUCGCACAACGCAGCUCUUUAUUCACCAGCAGCAACACAGAUGAUGAGCAGCCAGGUGUUGGCUAGGAGGAUUGGCAACGGCUUGUGGUCGAAGGAUGAGUGGAAUGCAUGGGCACAUCGAAGCUCUGAGAAGGCGCAAUUACCUGUAGAGAAGACAAGGCAAGGUGAAGCAAGCCGCUUAAAGCGGUUUUUAGCUAAAAAGCCUGCUGUUCUAUGUAAACGACCAGCUGCCAAGGGGCAUAAGACCCCAUUCAAUCUCACAAGAUCGAAAGGCAUCCGAAGGGCUGGCGUGCAUAGUCGCCCAACAGCGUCACAGGCAAAAGCUAAAUGA
This is a messenger RNA of Cladocopium goreaui, 10818 nucleotides long. The record is from the annotation of a GenBank genome assembly. NCBI's taxonomy places the organism in Eukaryota, Dinophyceae, Suessiales, Symbiodiniaceae.